CAGAGAUUCUAUCGUCUUGAAAAUCAGACCGACAGCUCGACCCAUCUGACUGCCUGCCUAUUUGUUCGUGGAACAUGAGAUAAGUGCGCUCGAAUCGGUCUAUCCUAGAUUCAGUACCAGGACCCUCGUUUGAACACUAUCCCUUUUCGAUUUCCGCAUUGGCACGCAUACCGUGAAUAAUCGACCAUGGAAGCCACACUUACCCAUCGGCCGUGGGAGCCUGCCACCACUGGACCCCAAACCCCUACAGUAUCUUCAUCGCAGACCCUCCCCUCGAUAUCGACGUUGACAGCGAGCAUGACCAGCACCGCCGCUCCUCCGGCGGAGAAGUCGCCCGGUAAUGUGUCGUUGAAUACAAUUGAGCGCGAUUCGGGGAAUUGGUCUAUGCCUCAGAGCACAAGUAAACCUCCGCACUACCUUGGUUGGUUAAGGAGUGCUGACAUGAUUUGUUCAGGAUCCUCUACCUACUCCACCGCGACAAAUGGGACCGGGAACUACCCUUCUCUUUCAUUCCUUACGUCCUCUCAGCCGUCUCCCAAUCGCGUAUCCACGGUCUCCGAUCGAUCUCCUUAUAACGACCAUUCGAACGCCAAUACCCCCUCCUCCUCGGGCGCGCAGCCAUCUCCGAACUUUGGCUCAGCGCAGCCAAACCCAGCGCUUCCUUCCAUUAACCAGAACUACGACGCGCCAUCUCAGAGAGGUAGCAUUGCAGAACCAGCGGAGUCACGACGGAGCAGUAUUGAUAGUCGGAUGAAUCAGGGAAUAAGCUCUCUUGCCAUAAACCCCGCUUCUCCCUAUCAUAGCACGAACGCGUCGCAGACAUCGAUCGUCUCGGGGUUACAGCGGGAGCGUGGAAUAUCUAUGGAUGUGAAUAUGAAUAAUACUUACCGAGGCCCCCGCCAUUCUGGGGGACAGCCUCUCUCCCCUUUGGGCCCACGGGCUAGCGAACAUCGUGGAUUUGCGGCUGGCCGCACUGCACCCGCGAUCUCUUCGAACCCUCGCUCGGAAAUUUACAAUGCGGAGGCGCCCACAGCUGGUCUUGCGUACGCUUUCCCAGAUCCGGAUGUUGCACGGUCCAAUUCAAUCUCUUCUACGACCGAAAAGUCGAGCGCACAGUUUUGCAGAAAAGGGAGCACGGCGGAAUCAUUUUCAAGCAGCAUCUACUCGGAUUCCCGUUUGCCUCGUGGUCAGCAUGAACUCCCUCAAAAUGUCCACCAUCAUUCGCUACAACAUAAACAAGUUCGUGGGUUGAUCGGAGAGGCCGAGCUACACGGCGGCAGUACCCCGUACAGCAGAACACCUGAGCUGAGGGUGACACAUAAGUUGGCGGAGCGGAAACGCCGUAGCGAGAUGAAGGAUUGCUUCGAGGCUCUGCGGAUGCGUCUCCCGCAAAGCCAGAACAACAAGUCGAGUAAAUGGGAGACUCUUACAAGAGCAAUUGAAUACAUUGGGCAACUGGAGAAGAUGCUGAGCAACGCUCGCCGGGAGAACGAUCUCCUCCGGACCGAAAUGGACGACAUGCGGGCCCAGUUUAAUCAGCAGCAGCAGCAGCAGCAGCAGCAACAACAACAAGCUAAUGGGCAAUCACGACCGCAGUCAAUGUUCGAGCAUCAUUCGAUGGCCACGCCGCAGGCUAAUGGGCAAUCACAUGGCGCUAUGUUUCCUGGUUACGCCCCGGCCGCUGGAAUGACGCAGGAGCAGCCGCGGACAUUACCACCUCUGAUGAAUGGGUCUGUCGCACCAAUGCAAGGCGUGCAGUACACCGAUGAGCGACGGUAAUACAACAAAGGAAAUCUUCUCUACGCAAUUAUUUUAUGACAUGGCUGUGAUACGAGUAUGCCGGUCCUGAGCCUGUUCCAUUCAGCCUCUUGCGCCUUGAACGCGGAAACGUCAUCUUCUUAUUCUGUAGCUCACUUGUAGAUUUGAUUCGGGUGGUUCCGUCCCU
Messenger RNA from Aspergillus caelatus, 1945 nucleotides. Its product is annotated as putative HLH transcription factor (Hpa3). Gene Ontology annotation, molecular function: DNA-binding transcription factor activity; protein dimerization activity. Gene Ontology annotation, cellular component: RNA polymerase II transcription regulator complex. The transcript has 3 exons. Gene Ontology annotation, biological process: positive regulation of transcription by RNA polymerase II. Bases 187 to 1779 code for a protein of 530 amino acids. NCBI's taxonomy places the organism in Eukaryota, Fungi, Ascomycota, Eurotiomycetes, Eurotiales, Aspergillaceae. The record is from RefSeq and is a predicted model, not a curated record.